UGUUUAGUUUUUGAUAAAUCAUUGCCGAAUCAACAUCUCUUUAAUUAUUAUACAGACGAGAAUCGCUCAUACACAUCCGACUCAGGGCAUUCGAAUUAUUUUGCGCGUACAUGAUAACAGAGUAAUCGUAUAAAUUGUGUCUUGCUGGUGUGAUCAUUUAUGUGCUGCAUACACUGUCUGUGUGUAUUUCACGUGCAAUUAAGAUAAUUUUUUGCCAUUGAAUGAAAAGAUAUUCUUAAAAGUGAAUAAAAUCGUGAUUUUGGUUCAUUGAAACGUUUGAGUGUAACACUCAGAAUUUGUCGAAUGAAUUUUUUGUUUGCACCGUAAACCAAUUUCGUUUAAUGAGCUGAUCUUUGAACGCCACAUAAGGAAUUAGGAUUAAUAUAUUGGGUUCUCCACAGCAUUUCGUACGUCUGUUUUGAGAAAUGGGAAACACAUUGUGCAAAGAAAGAAUUGAACGAGCCGAGAAUUCGAAAAGUCCUGUCGAUCGAGUGAUUGGACGAUGUGCACAGAUCUGUCCGAGCUCCUUUGGUAACAACAAAAGUAACUCAAAUUACUGGAAAAACAAUAUACUGGAAACCGGUCCACCAACACGCCAUCAACCCAAAGCAACGAAUCCGAACGAAUGGCGAACUGUCACACUGAACACCGUUCCGAAGUCAGAUCCAUCCAUUCCAGGCAAACUUUCCGACAUUCCAAUUGCCCCGCCGCGGAAAAAACGGAACACUUUGCAACGGAAUCCCGGUGGUUUCAGAGAAGUGUUCGGAACGCCCAGCAGACGCUCGUCAUGUGAUAGUUUAGAAAAGUUUAACAGACCGAACUUAAAUGCGAAACGGAGAAAUUCGAGCGACGAUUUCACUGACUUCUCAAAGGAUUUGCCUUGUGAACGGAAAAUCUCUAAAGUUGGCAACAAGAAGUCGGAUAAAUUUCUCGGCGAAAAUUUGUCGGAUUGUUUGUCGAAUUCACCGUUUCUCGCAUCGACGCCAAUAUUGACGAAAAGAGUGGACAGCUCGUCUACGAACGUACCCAAAGAUGCUCUUGAAACGUUUGUAGAUUCUCACGUCGCUCAACCCGACCGAUCAUUGAAUAUUUCCAAAAUUGUACCAGAACAAGCCCAACAACCAAAUAUAGCCGAAUCAAAGCAAAGCCAACCCAUUCAAAUGCAUAUACAGUACUCGAAAGAACCGGAAAAACGACUGCCUGUGCUAACCGCCGCCAAAAGUGCAGUAGACGAAUCUGUUGACAAUUUGGAUAAGCGAACCGAAUUUCUAAUGACAAUGGUAAAUCAUGAAUUCAACAACUCAAAUGAGCCGCCUCUCCCAUCACAGCCGGAAGAAGUAUUAACCGUGCCGAAGCGUAGACGAUCGAAAAACAUAUCCAAUGAAGAUACUGUCACUGUUACAAGUGCCAUUUCUGAAACGAGUAGCCAACCUAAAUCGGAAGUAAUCGAACAAGUCGUUGAAAUUCUUCGAAAUGGACAGGUCGGGUCAGGCCAAGACUUGAAAUUGGAUGUGACACAAAAGAAAAAGGAAUUCCCAAAAUCCAAUCCUGAUUCACCCAACAUUUACGCUCAUUUGCAGCCGAUCGAGCACGAGCUAAUCGUUCCCGUUCGAAAGAAUUACAAGUGCAUCUGCGACGACGAAGACCAUGUACACAAGCAUUCACAUUCACGUAGUCAUGGUCAUUCGCAUGAACAUUCAGAUAUUGCUGAUGGACGAUCUAGUAUCCCCGAUGGUAUCAUAGAGCAUGUCAAAGUGGAAGAGAAUAAGGUCCAAGAGAAUGUUUCACCGAAAAAGCCAGAACGUGACUUCUCCAGGUAUCGAAAAUCGGAAGAUUUGUCCAUAUUGGAGGAGCCCAGAGACGAGUCACUGGACAGUGUCAUCGAAUCCCAAAUUAUACGACCGGAACGCAAAAAAGGCCGCAGCAUUUCUAGAGACAGUUUACCGUUACCACCUCCCCGACCAGUCAAACUAAUCAUCGAUCGAAAAAUAAGUUUGCCAGAGCCGAACAAAGCAGCCAAAAGCCGAAAGAUUAGCUUACAAGAACCGAUGCGCGGAUUAUUCGAAAAUCAGAAACUUCCUGACACUCCCGUCACACCGUUAAACACGCCGAUGCUGAACGAUAACGAGUACGAGAAAAUCGAGACAUUCCUGAAGAAAUGCAGCAGUUCCCAGUCAUUCCUCACUAAAGAAUUGAUGGACCAAUUGGUGGAUAAAGUGUACGGUUACUCGAGAAACUGGGACGACCAAAUGGAAGAGGGCAUGUUGCACACAAAAUGUAACGAUGGUUCGGAAAAAGUUGGUCCCAGUUCAAAAUUGACGACACGAAAAAUUUCCGUCAUCAAAAAGGAUUCGCCUCCGAUUAACAUCCAAGAGAAUAUUGCCGAGGUCAAAAAGGCAACGUUCUUAAUCGGCACAACUGAUCUGCAAAUAGAAGAGCCCAUUGCGUUAGUAAAAGAAAACGCCGUUGUGCUUCAACCGGCCGAUCCGAUAACACCAAACACAUCGAGUCUCAUCAAACGUACUGACACAGUUCUCGAACUGCUACCAAACGGUGCUGCACGAGUUGACCAGGCUGAAACCACAGAUAAAACUAAAAAUGAUUCUAGUCCGACAUCUGUUCCAACGACUUUGACUACUGUCGCAUCUAAUCCGGAUCUUGAAGUGGUGAAAGUUUUGCUAAAAUCUACUGAAAUUAAUCGAGGGUCUGAGACAAACGUCUUGAAAGACAUCUACAAGAAGAACCAGGAGAUCAUGGACGAUUUCAAGGACUACUUGGAAGAUAAGAAAAUCAACGAAGAGAUGAUGAAAGUGGCCAACAACACCGAAGUGAACGUAAUCAUUGACGAAGAAACCGACAAAUCUCACAGCCUGUUCCCCGAUCACGUUAGCGUAAGCAGUUUCGAUUCGGCCAACGACUCCGACACCGAUACCGACGACAUAGCCGCGAACAAUAAACGAUUAGCCAUUGCCGAUGAGCCACGCCGUGGCAGUAUUGUCGACCAUGAUCAAUGGUUUCUGAAACAUCGCGAUCUAUCUAAUCAGGGACGUCGGGGAUCGGAUUGUCCAACCUAUGACACAACGAAACUGUUUCCAUUCGGCAAACGAGAGAAAACCUAUUCGGAAUCGAGUGAAUUCUUCUUCACAGACGAUCAGAAAAAGUCAAAAAGUUCCGACCAUGUCAAUUUGGAUGGGGCCGACGCAUUUGACCAUUCCACUUUGUUGAAAUACUUCAAUACGACCAGUCCGACAACCAAUCUGAAUAAAACGCAAAAUUGAUCGAGAUGUGGACGUGGGAGCCUUAGUCUUAAAGUUUACUCUACGAGGGUGUUCGGCUGUUUGUUAUAGUCACAGUAUAUACCAGUAGUUACCAUUGAGUUACCAUAGAGUUACCACAAGCUUUCAAAUAAAAAUGUCACGUUCUUUCGUCACAUCGAACCGUCGUUGUACAUAUAUAGAUAAAGUGUUGCCAGGUAAGGUGCUAUUUACAUUACACAUAUGCAGUGCAGUUAUUUGUUGAUGCUAUGCAAUUAAACUUUCCAAUUAAA
Bradysia coprophila is the source of this 3547-nucleotide messenger RNA. RefSeq lists its product as uncharacterized. The record is from RefSeq and is a predicted model, not a curated record. NCBI's taxonomy places the organism in Eukaryota, Metazoa, Arthropoda, Insecta, Diptera, Sciaridae.